AACACAGACCUUUACAUAGGAGAGAAUAAACUACAGGAGAACACAGACCUUUAUAUAGGAGAGAAUAAACUACAGGAGAACACAGACCUUUAUAUAGGAGAAUAAACUACAGGAGAACACAGACCUUUAUAUAGGAGAGAAUAAACUACAGGAGAACACAGACCUUUAUAUAGGAGAGAAUAAACUACAGGAGAACACAGACCUUGAACAUUCCUUUGAUUCCACCAGUGUUUUGGACAGAGAGGACAGAUGGUCUGAGAGCAGUCAAUGAAGCUAUUUAUGUCAAACUGAAGCAGCAUCUCUAACCAGAGGAGGAGCUGUGACACCGCUUAUCAAACACCUAUAAUGCAGUAAUAAAGUUUCUCCCCAGAAAGUUUUUCCAUCAUUAACAUCUGGAAUAACUCCUGACUUGGCAGAUUCACUUCCUUUGUUGUGUAAACUGGCAGCCCCACCACCAUUGUUACUGUUGUUGUUGGACCUGCUGGUUUCACACCAGUUAUGCUUCGUGAAUGGAUCAUUGGUCAUGUGAGCUCUUUGUCUAUAAAUGUGAAACUCUCCAUCAGUCCGUUCAAACUGAAGAAGGCCUUUGAAUGAAGGUGUAACAUCUUCAAGAACCUAAAAGAGAAUUCCAGUUGAUUUCUACUGAACUUUCUAGGAAUGUGAAGGUCAUCCUACUUCAAAUUUCAUUUACUUUGUGAAAAGCACCAGUUUCACAGGAACCAGGUAACACUGUGGACACCGACAGCAGUUUUCCAGCUGCUUCUAAUUCAUUCACAGCUGCCUUUUGGUGGUUCUUGAUUGACUCUUAACCAUCCUGACCAAUUGUUUCUCAGCAGCAGGUAAUCGCUUCAGGGAAUCAUAUACAUUCUAUAUAAAUUGGAUCAGAGGAGUCAGCAGCUGUAGUCAAUCAUAAUCACUCACGGAGGUAAGAGGAGACUAAGAAAAACUGGUUUACACAAUGUUCUACAUUACUGAAGCUGAUAAUUCAAGUUUCUGUAUGUAUAUUUUUGAUCCCGCAGAUUUUGUCAUAAUUUCCAGAAAACCUUUAAAUCCUCCUAUAAGUCAAAAUUUUCUGUGAUGGAAUUAUUGAAAUACAUGAAUCUUUGUCACUAAAAACAAUCAUGCUUUUUGGUUCUUUCAUAGAUUUAUUAAAGGUUCAUUUUUGUCAUAGAAAAUUCAAUGGAAGGCGGUUCAUCAGGUAUGGAGAGGUUGUGGAAUUCGAGUCAAUGGAGACUGAUAGAAUAAACAUGGAUGUUAUGUUGGAUGGAAACUUUUGGUGACGGCUGUGUUUUUAAUGGUUUAACCCAAAAAUAUGGAACAUUCUAUGAACCAGAGUACUUAUCAUAAUCUGUAGAAAAAGAAUAUUGAGAUCAUCAGAUCAUUUACUCACUUUGCCAUAAAGAGACAUCUUGAAGCAGUUGAAGAAUAACUUCUUUCUGGCUUCCUCACCCCGCAUUCUAUCAUAAGCCCGUUUGGCUUCAUAACCAAACUUGAGAAAUUCUUCUUGUUCGUUGAACAGAAUGCAGGUUGGAGUCUUUGGUGUCUCUUUUCCAACCUCUUCACCCCAGUACUUUAUGUAGGGAUCAGCCUCUUCCUCUCUGGGUGUCAUACUGUAAGCAUAUCCACUGAAUGUAGUUCCAAAGUCUAUGGCUAUUACGAACGAGUCUCCCAUUGUAGAAACAGGUCCAGGUGAAGGUGUAGAGAAAAAUGAAUGUAAUUAAAUGCAGUAGGUGCAGUAUAUCUAUGAUCUGAACAGGAGGCGGGGCUUCCUGAAGGUCUGCCUACCCAGUGAGGUGAAUAUGAAGUUACUGUUGGGAUCAGACUGAACACAUUCAGUCUGGUGAAGACCAGGAAGGAGAAGCCGUAACACAAGACGACGUAAAGGCAACUUCAGAGUGACAGAAAUGGAUAAUGAAUUUAGACAGACAAGAUAUGAUCUGAAAUGUAAAGGGGAAGAGGUGAAAUCACAUUUACUCAGAAUGAAACAAAUGGAAGAGGACCUUCAUCAGACAAGAUGUGAUCUGAAACAUGGAGAGGAUGAAGUGGAGAAACUCAUAUGGGGUAUAUCAAAGAUGGAACAACGUCAGCAUCCAAGCAUGGGAGAAAUGAAAGGACACCUCUAUAGUAUCAGAUCUGAUCUCACACUAAAAGAGGACCAAGUGGAAAAACUCAUAUGGAGCAUGAGAGAAAUGGAAGGACACUUUGACUGUAUGAGAUGUGAUCUGAAACAUGGAGAGGAUGAAGUGGAGAAACUCAUAUGGGGUUCUGCUGUGAAACAUGGGGAAGAAAUGGAAUUAUUUUCACACAGAAUGGUACACAUGGAAGGACAGCUUUAUAGUAUCAGAUCUGAUCUGGAACGUAAAGAGAAAGAACUGGAAUCACUUUCACACAGCAUGAGAGAAAUGGAAGGACAGCUCUAUAGUAUCAGAUCUGAUCUGAAACAUGGAGAGGAAGAAGUGAAAUCACUUUCACACAGGGUGACAAAGUUGGAACAUUUUUAUCAACAACAAAACCAAGAUCCAAGAUCUGAUCUGGAACGUAAAGAGAAAGAACUGGAAUCACUUUCACACAGCAUGAGAGAAAUGGAAGGACAGCUCUAUAGUAUCAGAUCUGAUCUAGAAGAAAAAGAGAAAGAACUGAAAUCAUUCAAAGACAGAGUGGCAGGGGAUGUCGCUCUUUCAAUGAAGACUGGAAAAACAUUUGUGAGUCUGAAUAGCCCAGUCAGUAGAGACAGACUAAAAGAGAUGUAUGAAGAGCUGUGGAUGGAGUGGCGGAAAAUCAAAAAUCAUCUGAAAUCAAAUGGAGAAAAUCCAGAGUCUGUCAAAGAGAUGAUUCAGGAGAAGUUUAAAGAAGCAAUGGUGGCCAUGGAGAAAAAGAAAAAGCAGAUAGACGAAGUGUUUGGAGUGAAUGAGCUCAGCAGAGGAUCAGCAUCUGAGAAGGUUCAACAGUACCGACAGUCAACCUGUCAGAACCUCCAGCUGGUUUUGUACCAUGGAAGGAAAGAAGAUGCAGAUUUAAAGACUCCUUCCUCUCCACAUGAAAGUGAGAAACCUCAGGAUGUGAUGAAGUCUUGGUCCUCUAAAUGCUACUGGAUGGGCUGCCUGAUGGCUUUAAACAACCCUCCUCUUCAUCCUGACUGGAAGAACCACCGUCGUUCAAUGGAUCCAUGGGACUUCUUCCCUCGGAACCUCACAGCUGCUUCUGGAAAGUAGACAAAGUAAAUCCUGCACUGAGAAUCUGUGUGGUGUUAGAAAUGCUUAGCUUUGGUCAAGAUCACAAACUUCUAUGUGACCAAAUUCUACAGAGAAAGAUCAGAUUUUCUGUUUAAACUGUGUAAAGAACUAAAGUCUCUCGUCGUUGAUUAAACCGUAAACAUUCAUCUCUGUGUAUCAAAGUUUUUACAUGUAAAUCAUUCCUUCCUGUGUCAACAUGUUUUAGAUGUAGAUGUUCACCACUGCUUCUUCUAGAAUAUACAGAUCUAUGACAUCUCUGCAGCCUCUCUGCAGCUCAGCACUCCAGCUCACCUACAGCUCUGCUCUGUAAAACUAAACUGGACAAAGAACAGUCAGAACAGUUUUCUAGUUUGGUCUGAAUCUGUUUCUGUCAUCAGUUCAGUUUCUAAACUCUCAGCUGUGGUGCUGACUGAUUAUUUCACUCGUGAUGUGUUUUGUUGCAGAUUAAAACACUGGACAUGCUGUCAUGGUAAAACUGGACUUCUAGCUUUAAUGUUUUAACCCUGAUCUGUUUCAGCUUUACUGACAUGAAUCAAACUUCUUUGUAGACAAACUCUAUCAAGGUAGAUGGUAUUCUGUCACUGGUUCAUGUAUAUGUAGUUAUCAAGUAUAGAAGUGGGAUUAAUGUUUGACUUAUUGACAUGAAUCAAUGUCUGCAACUGGAGCUUCAUGUAUCUUCAGUUUUAAUUCAACAGGUGAGAGAAUUUUCAGCUAGAAAGUACAUCAGUGUCAUCAGUUAUUGUUCAAUGUAAACUGUGGAUAAAUUUCUGUUUUUAAAAUCACAUUAAAAUUCCAAAAUGACAAAAUAAGGUUUAAUCUCCUCACUUCAAAGUCCUACUGUAACCCAAAAAUAUUUUUGUUCAGUUUCAGUAAUCCUACACCACCUUUCCAAAGUUUGGGGUCAUCCAGAUAAUUCCAUGUUCACCACUUUCAUCCAUGUGCUAACAUAACUACAAAGGUUUUCUAACCAUCAAUGAGCCUUUCAGCAGCAUUAGCUAACACAGUGUAGCAUUAGAACACAGGAGUGAUGGUUGCUGGAAAUGUUCCUCUGUACCCCUAUGGAGAUAUUCCAUUAGAAAUCAGCUGUUUACAGCUACAAUAGUCAUUUAGCACAUUAACCCUGAGAUACAUCAGCGGGUCUUUUUCUUGUAAUAUCUUUGGGGUGAAGAGACUUUAUCAUUUCAUAUUGCAGGUAUUCCUCAAAAAUAUGUUUUUGAUAUGAUUCAAUUCAAAACUUAACCUUUUAUACUUUUAAAGAAAUUAGAAUAUUUAUAUUACUACCCCAAUCUUCCAUAAGUGGGUCAAAAGUGACCUGCAUUCAUUUCCUAUAAAAUCUCAUGGAAACCUUUGAUUCUUAUCAACUGACUGUCAGGAAAAUAUUUACUGUGGACCACACACACUAUGUCAGAAAGUCACUGAUCAGGAAGAUUAUUUUACACAGCAAGGCCAGAUACAUGGAAGUAUUAUCUAUAAUUUUUUACCUCAUGUUACAGGCUCAGCUUGGCCUUUGUUUAAUAACGCCGCCUCUCGUGCUUCUGUGGUAUCUGAUCUGUUACAUGUAUUACUUAUUAAGUUAGUAGUAUAGAAUCUGUUUUGUUUGUUCUAGUAUCUGAUAUGAGUUGCUUGUUAUAUGUAGUGUUUGCUCUGGUGUCUCUGACCACAGAUGGAACCUGCAUUAUAUUCAACCCAUGCCAUGGGAAAGUGUUCUCCUGUUUACAGAGCCCUGUUGGAGGUGUUUUUAUGAGGGUUCUUCUGUCUAAAAUACUGAUUUAGGGAUUCUUCAGCUGUUGUAGACAAAGGGGUUUGUUUGGGGAUGCUCUCUGCUUUCCCCAUAUGGUAGGCAAUAAAGAACUUCCAGUUCUUUACCUUUGGGGCCCAAAGGUCAAUUAGCGAACUAAAAUAUAGAGAAGAAGGGAUGAAAUGGAAAGAGAAUAAGAGGCCUAAAGGAAAAUAAAGGAAAUAGGAUGGAAAGCCGCAAAUCUGGAUUAAAAGCCCUCUUAGAGGCAGUUUAGUAUACUGGCCGAAAAACCUAUUAUAUGUGAGCACAUGUAGUAGGUCAGUUCCAUUAAAGAGAAAGGGAACUGGGGGUGUAGAUUUACUUUAGUCAUAGAUAAAGCACUUUAAAGUUCCGGCCGUAGACGUAUGGUUUCCUAAAGUAGCUUUUUGACUGAGCUGUUUAUGCUCCAUGGUAGCACAGAUUUAGGUAAUAAGGAAAAAGAGAUGAAAAGAGAAAAGAGAAAAGGUGCGGCUGAAAGCAUGCUUCUUAGGAUAUGUGUGAAUGAUCUGAUUCCGGGAUCAAAUCCUGAUUGUGUGUUUGGGUGAUGUUGAUUAUGUGUUUUAUUUUGUGGAUUUGUUUGAUUUUGGGUUGAAUGGUUGCAUUUAAUUUGAAUGAUUUUUUGUGCCGGCGGUUGCGUCUGUGUCUCUGUGUGUGUGUGUGCUGCUGGUGUGUGAGAGGCUGAUGAGCUGUAAUGUAUGAAUGAAAUAUGUCAGUUUUUGUUGGAAAACAUACAUAUAGGUUGAGCUUUCAUAAUUCAAAUGGAGAUACGUUUUUGAAGACGUAUAAGCUUUUGUCUGCUAAACUUUAUGAGCCCCAUUGAGGACUUUUUGUAAAUGUGGUAAUAAAAUGAAAUGAAUGAGCCUUAUAAAGGACUUUUGUAAACUGAUAAUGCAUAUGAGCCUCAUGGUGGACGUUUAUGUACUUGUUAUAAGCAUAUGAGCCUUUGCUGAGUCCGAGAGAUCAGCGAGGACAUUCUGUUUGCAAUAAGCAUAAAUAAAACAUCUUAGAGGAAACACACACAGGGAAAGAAAACCUCAAUAAAGUUUUCAGGGUUAGAUGUUGUGUGUUGAUAAUGCGGAUGGCAGUGAUGGAUGGACUGGUGGUUGACUGGUGUAAAAUCUUUCAUUCUGAAUUUGAGUUUAAAAGUUUUAAAUAAGGGGAAGUGAGGCUUAGCCUAUCUUUAAUUGAGUGUUGCUAGUGGUUUUUGUGUGUUAAAUGUUCUGUGUGUGUGUGUGUGUGUGUGUGUGUGUGUGUGUGUGUGUGUGUGUGUGUGUGUGUGGUGCUGCAGCUGAGUCCGGAAGGCUGUAGGAUGCAACUGAUAUAUAUAUAGAAUAUAAUUCUUAUUAAAUAAAUAUAGAGAGGCUGUGAUUGGUUAUAGAAGAGUUGUUGACAUGUGAGGAGAGUUUGCCACCUCAGUGUUGAUACCAAUGAUCCCUUCUGCAGGGGGACGUUUAGGAAUUUGUAAGACCUUAUGAGCCUUAUAGGAGGACUAUUUAGUUCAUAAUAUGUUUGAGUCUUAUAGAGGAUGUAUGUACAUCUGAGAAUAAUAUCUGAGCCUUUGUGGAGUCUGAGGAGGAGGAGAGACCAGUGAGGAUAUUCUGUGUGCAUGAGCAUGCAUACAUGUUUGAUGAUUCAUAGUGACAGAGGAAGACAUUUUCUGAUGGAGUUUGUUAGAAUGGAGGGAAACAGAGUCUGAUUUCUAUAGGGGUUAGUGGAUUGGCUGAUUGAUUGGUGUUCAGUUUCUCUCUGUCUGUUGUUUAUUUCUGCAUGUGUGUGUGAGUGCAUUGGAGGAGACUUUGAAUAACCAACGUGGAGUCUUAUUGAGAAUGAUGAUGCAGAACAGGGGUUGAACUUAUUACUCUGGUAAUGAGGUGCUUUUUGCAUGAGGUUAAUUUGAUUUUUGGAGGUAGUUGAGGUAGGAUGGUCUCACUCUGAAGUCCAGUACAGACUGGAAGUGGUGGAUAAACUUAAGAGGGGGAGCCAUGGUGAUAAGUCUGAGUGAGUGAGAGAGAAGAGAAACAGCAGGAUGUUAUCCAACUAUCAAUAGAUUUACAUACAUACUCCUUUGAUUCUUGAAAUUGAUAAUGUAUUUAGUGUGAAUCUGAGUAUGGUUAAUUUAGAAUCCAUGAGGAAUAAGAAAUCUGUUUAGUAGUUUUCUUCACAGAGACUCUUAAGAGAAGACAUUUGUUGGGAACAAUUAAAAUGACUUAAAUGUUGACAAAUAUAUGCAAAUUACAAGAAGUUGUUUUUGGUUUCAUGAAACAUUAACCUUGUGUUUGUUUUCUUUGUGUAUCGUCUGUUCUACUAUGGUGUGAGCAUUGAGGAGGAGACUGAGAUGAUGGAAAGCUUCUGAAUUCAAUCCCCCAAAGAACUGAUAGAGGACAGCUGAUGGUGCUCUACAGCCUGAGGAUGUGGAUGACAACAAGUGUGGCUUCAACGUCAUCAAGGCUAGUGUGCUUCUAUCCACAAACUCUUGCAUUUACUCAUGUGCACACACCUACUUAUUUCUGAUAUUGGUGACAUAUGUUUAGUCUGUUUUUAUAGAAAUACCAGGGGCCUAUCAUGAUGUUGCUUUUACAACCGGACUCAGAUAGUUUUUAGUUUGGGGUUAAUAAAACACAUGGGUGUACACAUAGAGGGGAUGUUUCACUGAUUUGGGAAGAAGCUUGACAAGAGACUGAGCAUCUGAGGCAUUUAAUUGAUUUAGAUGAUGAUUAAACAUUUGUAGAGAGGUUAAUUUGGCUUAAAUACUGUUGAGAGUUGUGGCUUUGAUGCUGUGGAGUGUAUAAUGGGAAAGAUGGAUUGUGAAGUUAACCCAUAAGAACCCAGACCCAUUUUUCCUUAAAGGACUUAAUGAGUUAAGGUCAGACAUGAAACUUUACAGGAAGACACUGUGGCACUCAAAGUGUUUGUGACACUGGUGUCACCGUGGGUUCUUAUGGGUUAAGAGAAGGAUUGCAGAAAGUGAAGAAAGAGGGUCCAGGAGAGGAUGAGAGUGAGGAUGGAGACAGUGAUGGAGACUGAGGAAGUGAGAGACAGUGGGAUUUAAGGGAAGUUGAGAAUAGGAAAGGAAAGGCAUCAGAGAGGAUGUGUCCAGUGACUGUUAGGAGAGAGAAUCUGGAUUACAGGCCUUGGCAGAAUACAGAGACGUCAGACAGAAUUGAAAAGUUGCCAUCUCUUCAAGAUGGGGCAUGUCCAUGGAUUUCAAAACUGGAGGAGGUUUUGGUGGGGUGCAACCUGCCAUGAGAGACAUCAAGCGGCUUUUGGCCAGUCUCCUGGGAGCUUUGGUGAUGGAGGAACUUCUACAGCAAGUGGGUCUGAAUAGUUCUGUGGCAACUGCUGUAAAUGAUGCAGAGCUCUUUGCUGCCAGCAGAUCUCGGAUGUGGAGAGCGUUGAGAGAUACGUUCCCAACAAACAUACAUCCUGAUAAGAUGUUGAGUGAGCCACUGGGUCCAGAAGAGAAUCUGGGGGCCUAUGUGUCUGGGGGCUCAUCAGAAAUGGAGAAAUGUCAGAGGAAAUGACCCGGAUGUGAACCAGAAGGAGAAAUUCAUUCUGUGGAGUGAAAUCCAGAGGGGCUGCCCCUACCAGUGAAGCAGCCAAUAGAGACUGAUCUUUAGCAGAUUGUUUAGUGUUACACUCAGUGAUAGGUUUAUGAUUACACAAGAUUUCCACAAGGAUUCAAACAUAGUUUUCAUUUUAUUGAUGGGUGCUGGAAGAUACUCAGUCUUUUGUGAAGUCUUUUGUUAAGUCUGUUGUUCAGUUUUUGUUCAGAGGGGCCAUAUGUGGGUGCAUUUGCAGAACUGAGUAUUAAAAUAGCCUUAAGGAGCCGUUCACAAUCAGCAAUGUUGAGGUGUUUGGAAACAACAAAUAAAAGGAACUGAGUAAAAGAAAGUAAUGGUGUGUUGACAUGCUGCUCUGUUGACGUCUGACAAUAUGGGGGUUUGAAUUAGUUGAUAGGGUGUCAUCCAAAUGAGCUGAGUAAUUUCCAUUUUGAAUAUCAGAAUUUAUUAUAAGCAUUAUGUUCUUGGGUGUUACUUACACUAGAGAUGUUCUACUCUCAUAGGUGAUUUGGUUUGAUCAAAGGGGGGAUUGCAAUGUGUCAUACGUUAAACUGGUGAUAAUGUGAUGAUAAUGUGAUGAUACUCUCAUGACAAAGUGAUUUCCAAUAAGACAUCAUGGAGUGUUAGUUGUUUUGCAGGAUACUGCUGGGUGCUUUUAUCUUCCCAGGACGCCAUCUGGGAGCUUGCAUAGAAAGUGGCUGUCUGGAGAUCACUGCAGCCAAAUGGACUUGAAUGUUUGCAUAUGGACGAUGGAAUGGACAAUAAAGAUGGAUGGAGAACUCUGAGCAUGGACGAUGUGACGACAACACACCACGACUGGAGCUGUUAUUGAGGAGUGUUGGUUUGAUAUGCUCAUGUGUUCUUCUGUAAGCUUACAGUGUUGUUUAUCAUAUAUACUCUGUUUUAUCAUUAGAUGUUUGUUCUUACUGACAUUUCUCUACGCAAAGGAAUAUUAGAAUUAGCAACACUUUCAGUGUGUUUUAUUUUAGCCUUUGAGUUUUCAUGACUAUGAUUAGUAAGAUGGGGGUUUCAUUGAUUUGAUGUUUUUGAUAUGAGGUGAGUACUUUGGGAUCUCAGGUGUUUUAUUAUUUUGAUUGGUUAGGGACAGUGGUGUUAGGCAGGUGCAGGUCCAUUUGAGGGUCCGAUGGGUCGACCAGCCUGAUUUUGGACAUUUUUCUUUUUCUUUCUGGGAUUCCCACAUGCAUUUGCUUCCAUUCAUUUCACAUCAUCCUUUGUAUCUCCCUUUCCUCUUUUAAUUGGUUGGAGUGUAGUAUGGUCGCCGAGGCAGAGGGGCCGUGAGAGAAUUUCCUGCCUUGAUUGUUUGAUGGAUAAUUUGGAAAGAUAGCUGCCAGGCAGGUUUUCACUCUCACAUUAAUCUACAGAUUUAUAAUAUUGCUAAAUUUAGGUUGUAAUCAGUACGGACAGAAUGGACACGUCAUAAGCAUUUUGUAUGUGACCUUUAUGUACUUGAUGUUUUUGUAAUUUUCGAGGCUCUGUCAGCCUCAAAGGGGGGAAUAUGUGGUAUCUGAUCUGUUACAUGUAUUACUUAUUAAGUUAGUAGUAUAGAAUCUGUUUUGUUUGUUCUAGUAUCUGAUAUGAGUUGCUUGUUAUAUGUACUGUCUGCUCUGGUGUCUCUGACCACAGAUGGAACCUGCAUUAUAUUCAGCCCAUGCCAUGGGAAAGUGUUCUCCUGUUUACAGAGCCCUGUUGGAGGUGUUUUUAUGAGGGUUCUUCUGUCCAAAACACUGAUUUAGGGAUUCUUCAGCUGUUGUAGACAAGGGGGAGUUGUUUGGGGAUGCUCUCUGCUUUCCCCAUAUGGUAGGCAAUAAAGAACCAUUUGUUUUAACCCCUCCUAUAUGCUGAAAACCUAUAAAACCUGAUUGCUGGUCAUUGUCAGCAAGGAGGAUUCAAUUGGCCGACUCCUUCCAGGCAGGUUCUGUCUGUACUGAUGCUGCUCUUUCUUUUAAUAAAAUACUUUUAAAGAA
Messenger RNA from Acanthochromis polyacanthus (spiny chromis), 10555 nucleotides. RefSeq lists its product as uncharacterized. The record is from RefSeq and is a predicted model, not a curated record. Lineage: Eukaryota; Metazoa; Chordata; Actinopteri; Pomacentridae. The coding region runs from base 1905 to 3212 and encodes 435 amino acids. The transcript is spliced from 23 exons.